Fusarium subglutinans is the source of this 1602-nucleotide messenger RNA. RefSeq names its product oxidoreductase. The record is from RefSeq and is a predicted model, not a curated record. The transcript has 2 exons. Gene Ontology annotation, molecular function: oxidoreductase activity, acting on paired donors, with incorporation or reduction of molecular oxygen; heme binding; monooxygenase activity. NCBI's taxonomy places the organism in Eukaryota, Fungi, Ascomycota, Sordariomycetes, Hypocreales, Nectriaceae. The coding region runs from base 1 to 1602 and encodes 533 amino acids.
AUGGGUCUCCUCUUGCUUCCAGCUGUGGUUCUAGCCGCAGUUAUCGUGUACUACGUGCUAUUCCCCAAGAAGAAGAGCGGUCUUGACCUCCCUCCUGGUCCCAAGCCUCUCCCCAUUGUUGGUAACGUCUUUGAUCUUCCGCCGGCUGGAACGGCUGAGUAUAAGCACUGGGCCAAGUUCAAGGAUCUGUAUGGGCCCAUUAGCUCUAUCAAUGUCCUCGGAACUCCCCUCGUCGUUCUGAAUGACAGAGAGGCUCUUCAUGACUUACUGGAGAAGCGGUCGACCAAGACCUCGUCCCGGCCUUGGUCACCCUUCGCAAGUGAGCUCUGUGGAUACAGCGUAUUCCUUCCUGUCAUUCCCUAUGGCAACAAGUUUCGAUAUUUCCGUAAGCUGGUGCACCAGCAGAUGGGCACCAAGUUGAUCUGUUCCGAGUUUCGCGACACUCAGGAUCUGGAGUCACUUCGGUUCCUUGUGAGGACGAUUGAGAGACCCGAGGAGUUCCAGAAGCAUAUCAAGACUGAAGCCAGCGCUAUCAUCUUACGAAUCAUUUACGGAUACAACAUUGAGCCCAAGAAAGUCGACCCUCUCGUCAGCCUUAUCGAGAAGAUGAUGAUCAACUUCUCAGACGCCUUUGUUCCUCUGUCCUGGGCCGUCGACAUCGUCCCCAGCCUCGCCCGCCUCCCAGAUUGGUUCCCCGGCACCUCAUUCAAGAAGACUGCCAGAGAGUGGCGCAAGACCACCGACCAAGCAUUGGACACCCCUUAUAACUUUGUCAUGGAUCAGAUGGCUAGCGGAACAAACCGACCGUCAUAUGUUUCUCAGCUUAUGAGUAGCAAGUCAUUCAAGAAUGAUAAUGGUACUGGCGAACCUACCAAAGAAGAUAUCGAAGCUGUCAAGGCUACUGCGACUAUCAUGUAUGGCGGUGGCGCUGAUACUACCGUCUCGACUAUCAGCAGCUUUGUUCUUGCUAUGAUUGCCUUCCCCGAGGUUCAGAAGAAGGCCCAAGCUGAGAUCGAUAGCGUCACUGGAGGCGAGAGACUACCGACCUUUGAGGAUCAGGACCGCAUGCCUUACAUCAAUGCCCUCUGUAAGGAGGCUCUUCGAUGGAUGCCUGUCGUCCCUACCACUACAACCCACGUUACUGAGGAAGAGAUUGAGUACCGAGGAUACCGCAUCCCCAAGGGCACAUACCUCAUCCCCUCAACGUGGUGGAUUCUCCACGACCCCGAGAUCUACGCCAACCCUGAUGCCUUUGACCCUGAGCGCUUCAUCGCGCCCCGAGAUGAGCCUGACCCCAGUGACUUCGCUUUCGGCUAUGGUCGAAGAAUCUGCCCUGGUCGAUAUCUGGCUGAGGAUAGUAUCUUCAUGACAGUCGCUCGAUUGUUGGCGGUGUUUAAUAUGCGCAAGGCUGUUGACGAGAAUGGAAAGGAGAUUGAUGUCGUGAUUGAUGGCACGCCCGGUCUCAUCAGCCACCCCGUCGAGUAUGCUUACAGCAUUACACCAAGAAGCGCUAAGCAUGUUGGGAUGGUUCGGGCUGCGGAGAGGGUGCAUCCUUGGGAGGAGAGUGACUCUAGUCUAUUGAAGAAGGAUUCUCCUGUUUGA